This is a messenger RNA of Exophiala xenobiotica, 3251 nucleotides long. RefSeq lists its product as uncharacterized. Gene Ontology annotation, molecular function: protein binding. Lineage: Eukaryota; Fungi; Ascomycota; Eurotiomycetes; Chaetothyriales; Herpotrichiellaceae. The transcript has a single exon. The coding region runs from base 325 to 1653 and encodes 442 amino acids. The record is from RefSeq and is a predicted model, not a curated record.
CAACCACUUCGUGCCUGACCUAGGCAACUCCCUACACCCCUCCUUCUGUGCUACAAGAUGUGUUUGGUUAACACCAAUCCCGACUGUAUGGAAAGACUUCUGUUUGGAUCGGAUAGCCAUUUCAUGACUCCUGCAGGCGGACGUCAAGACUAGGAUUAUUUUUCUAUUUCCUUCUGGGUUUCGUCAAUAUUUAUGACCCUAUUCCAGGAUGUCUCUGCGAUCCCACUGAAUUGAGUACCUUAAAGGUCUCGAUAUCUCAUCCCGACUUUCCUAUCAACAACUGGACACAGACUCUCCUCUUAUCCGACCUCGGCCUGAUCAACCAUGUCGCUGGUUACGAAAAAGUCACCAGGAAAUCUCUCCACGCUCCCACCAGAAAUCCUACACCAGAUCCUAGCAUAUCUGCCCAUCAGCAGCCUUCUAAGAUUUGCCAGAACUUCUAAGAAGCACUACUCAAGAUCGAUUCUAGCCCUACAAAAACUGCAACUCGCCGUACUGCCCAGGCGCGUCCAUGGGAUCCUGGCUUUUCUUAGCACUACCGAUGUCGAUGACCUCGACUACGCUUGCGCCUUUACAGGUCAGGACUCGCUCGGGCGUAAUCAAAUCAUCAUCACUUCGUAUCUUCCUGUACCCACUAUGACCAGCAGGAGACAUUGGCGGGAGGAUCCUUUGCCUAAACAGUACCGAGAGGAACUCAUGCAGUUACAAAAUGCUCUGGCCUGUUCCGCCCUCUCCUCAUCAAGCCUUGUCAAUCUACAGUCAUUGACUCUGCACAUGUACGAUAUCAAAUCAACCCCUCUGACAGAACUGCUUGCCACUCGAUUCCCCCAUCUUCGGCAUCUCCAUUUGAACUUCAGCCACCCGUACGUUCACGAUACUUGCCUACCAGCAGGUCAAUGGGAGUCACCCCUGUUGCUCCGUGGAAGCCCUGUCUGGAACGCCCUGGCAGGCAUGGGCGAGAAGCACGAAUCAAACCUGAAACUGAAAACAUUGGAGAGACUUACCCUCGACCGAGCCGGCAUCACUUGCGCGCAGCUACGAAGAUGGAUCAAGAACAAUCCUGGCUUGAGAGAAUUGACCCUUCGUAAUUGUCUCGGUGCCGACAAUGAAUUCCUGGACUGGUUGGGCGGCUACUACAGCAGCAAAAGUAUCGAGUCAACACGACAUGCAAAGUUGACGCAUCUAGCAAUCGAAAAUUGUACAUUCCUAUGGCUAGAGACGCCCGAAAAGUUCAACUGGCUGGAUUCUCUACUGGAACCUGGUGCUGAGGAGCAACAUUGUGCCGAUGGCCACGACAAUUCGAGUACCACAACCUUGCAAGUUCUUUCGUUCCACUUGUGUCCAUCCGUUUCGACGUUUGCCUUUCUCGGAUACCUCGACAAGCGGCAUCCACUGCUCAGUCGAAUUGGUUUGCCGAAUGGUCGCGGCCUCGUGCCGAGGACAACUGAGGCCGAGUACCCUCCGUUGGAAAGUUGGAUCGGUAAAACAAAACUCAGCACGGUCCGAGUCGCCAUUGACUCCCCGGAUCUUUGCUUCUCCCACUUCCCCAUGUUCUCGUACUUUCGCAGCUGCUUGGCAAGGUACAGAGCAGUCAAGGAGACCGAGUACAGGGACGGAACCCGUGUAGGCUUUAUUGAGCCAGAUACGCGAUGAUAUCUGGGUCAUCUCAGCACUACGCACCAUAUUUGGGGGUGGAGCAGAUUUUGACUUGGAAAAGUACAGAGCCUAUUGAUCUUGCAACAUCUCCUCCCUUCCACUUGACUUCAGUCCAUCAUCCGUCCGUCUUCGUCUACUUUUCGAAUCUCGGACAACCAACCACGUACGCCUCUGCACGCUGAAGAUUCCUAAGUAUCUCCGUUUAAAGCUCAACGACCAGCUUUUCCGCACUCACACCACCUUUCAGGAUAUCAAGCGCCUUGUUAAGAUCUCCCAAUCCCGAGCCAACAACCCUAGCCUUUGGUCCAGGAACAAACUCCCCACUCGCCAGUCUCGGUGUCAACCACUCGUGGAAAAUUUGCGUCAUCUGCUUGGCCCGGUCCUCUGGAUCCGACGGGGCCACGAUAAACUUGAUAUCUACGCCCUCGGCCUGCGGUGUGUCGGCGGUCAAUGGGCCUACUGCCGAUGCAAUCGACCCACCACCAAAGGCACUCACGAUGUCCAACUGAGCCUGUACAUCUGAGCCUCCACGGUCGCCGGCGGCGCGGAAGAUUGUGUUCAAGCUGAUACCGUCUGCUUUGGCGGCGUCGAUCAGUUUCGAGACGACUUCGGGGUCUUUGUAAUCAAAACACUUUGUCGCACCAAGAGACUUGAGGUACUCGAAGUUCUUGGAGCUGGCCGUCACGUACACAGUGAAGCCGAGUGAUUUGGCGGUCUGGACGGCGGAGACACCCAUGCUGGACGCUGCACCCCAGACGACGACGCCCUUUUUGUCCGAGGGGCUGAAAUGCGUGGAGAAACCGAGACCGAUGAUUAUCCAGCCAUUCCAGGCGACGCCAACAGCCAUGGGAACGGUGGCAGCGUCGACGAAGCUCAAGGUGUCUGGGAUGACGGCCACAUACUCCACAGGGACCAGAACCUUGGCUUGGAAGCCGGCGUAGUCGUUGACGUUCGGUUCCCCCUGGUGGUAGAAGCUAGAUGCGAAGGCGAGGACGCGGACGCCCUUCUUGAACGGUGCGGACACGGAAGAGCCGACAGCCUCGAUGGUGCCAGCAACGUCAGACCCAAUUAUGGCCGGGUAGUUGGCAAUGAAAAAGCCCAUGUCGCGUUGGAAGUAAUCGACUGGGUUCAUGGCGAUGGCGGCAACGGAGAUGACGACCUCGUUGGGUCCGGGUUGAGGGGUGGGGCGAGAUUCAAUGAUGAAGGGUUGCCCUUUGGAGGGGAUGAUAGCGGCUUGGUGGGUUGUCAUGUUCGACGUGCUUGAGGUGUUGGUAUUGUGAUGGAUUGUAUGUCAGAGGGAGAAUGGAGGAAUGCUGAAGUAUGGCUACUAGUACUUGAUUAUUGCGAAGAGCGAGUCUGUGAGAUUGAUGGAGGAUGGCCUGCAGAGAGCAGCCGAAGAGGUUUAUAUCCCUUUGUAUCUGCCUCCCAAUGCCAUGACAGGCUCUCCCUGCACAGUAUGAUGUGAGCGGCAUAGAUCAGCUAGCAUAAGGGAGAGGCAUGGCCAACCCCGUUGGAGGAUGAUUCGCCAGCUUGCCAGUUUCAGUUUCUUAUACGAGUCGAGGUUAGCGUCGGUCUUAAUGGGAGUAACUUACCAG